This is a messenger RNA of Verruconis gallopava, 1835 nucleotides long. RefSeq lists its product as uncharacterized. Gene Ontology annotation, cellular component: cytoplasm; nucleus; site of double-strand break. Lineage: Eukaryota; Fungi; Ascomycota; Dothideomycetes; Venturiales; Sympoventuriaceae. Gene Ontology annotation, biological process: mitotic G2 DNA damage checkpoint signaling; protein phosphorylation. Gene Ontology annotation, molecular function: protein kinase activity; ATP binding. The transcript is spliced from 3 exons. The record is from RefSeq and is a predicted model, not a curated record. The coding region runs from base 65 to 1660 and encodes 531 amino acids.
CCUGGCGUCAUCUAUAACAAUGAAUCUUCUAGCACCGUGUAUUUAGCUUUCGGACAAUAUUAAAAUGACUCUUGCUCCAGAAUCUUCGCAAGUCUCGCCUUUGCCGACGGAUCUGCCCUUUCGCAUAGUAUCAAAGACAAUAGGCAGCGGAGCUUAUGCAUCGAUACGCAAAGCCGUCCCACUCAAGCAGUCAAGCCCAGUUAUCGCGAUUAAAUUCAUAAACAAAGAGCACGCUUUCAAGCGUGGCCGGAUAAAGCCCAAAAACCUCGAAGAUGAAGUCAAACUGCACGCCUAUCUUGGAGCACACCGUAACAUCAUCCAAUUUUACGCCCACGGCGCAGAUACCUUCUGGGUAUGGAUCGCUAUGGAACUGGCCUCCAAUGGCGAUUUGUUCGACAAAAUUGAGGCUGACGUAGGGGUGGGAGAAGAUAUUGCACACCUUUACUUCACCCAGCUUAUGAGUGCAGUAGGGUAUAUGCAUAGCAAGGGUAUCGCACAUAGAGAUUUGAAGCCUGAGAAUAUCCUUGUAGGUGAAAAUGGGGAUUUGAAACUCGCAGACUUCGGGCUCGCCGCCUUAUAUAAAAAAGGAAAUGAAAUGCGGCUGUGUAACACCGUGUGCGGAUCGCCACCCUAUAUCGCACCCGAAGUAGUAAACGGUAAGAGAGGGAAGAGAUAUGAUGUUCUCGAGCAAGGGUACGCUCCACACGUAGCGGAUCUGUGGAGUUGUGGGGUUAUACUAUUCACCCUUCUCGUGGGCAACACACCAUGGGACGAACCCACGGAGAGGAGUUACGAGUUUAAAUUAUACUUGGAUUCGGGAGGCAAGAUGGGGGAUGAGCUGUGGGAGCAGCUGCCCAAAGAUACGCUGUCCCUGCUUAGGGGGAUGAUGAAGCUGGAACCUAGUAAGCGAUUCACGCUGGAGGAAAUACGGAGCCAUCCUUGGAUGCGAAGAACAAACCCGAUUAUGGAUGCAAGUGGAAGAGCAAAAGAUCCCGUCGCUCUUGCGACAAAAAUGAUGGAAAAUUUGAAGGUUAACUUUCAACAUUCGACAGCAUCUCAGCGACAAACCCAGCGCCGGUCAAGCUCGGAAAAUAUGGAGAUUGACAGCGAUAAUAUGGACCUAGGCCGCAGCAUUGCAGCAACACAGCCUGAGACGCCACUGAAUGACUUCGCUUUCGAAUGGGAGAGGCCAAUGAGCCAGCCCGUCUAUUCGCGACCCAGCACCCAGCCUUCACAUGACAUCGCAGAACGUCUGACGGAAGAUCCUACGUUAUCGCAGUUCACACAAACACCUUCAGUCCCUCUUUCACUUACGCAAAUUGCUAAGCGCUUCGGAGACAUUGUGCCAGCCACUCCACUGACACAAUUCCUUUCUGCUCGGCCCGCUGACCUCCUUAUCUCAACAAUUAUCGAUGCUCUCGCAAAACUGCGUGUGCCAGCUUCACCGAUUGAGAGCCUUGACGCGGUUCACAUUCGCAUCAAAACGCGCGACGGUCGAGGCCAAAACCUGAAUGGCCAGGUGAUUAUAAGUCCAUGGAGCAGCCAGAUCUUCGAGGUGCGAUUUGUGAAGCUCAAGGGUGACCCCUUGGAGUGGAGAAGGUUCUUUAAGAACGUAUGUGCGUACUGUAAAGACUUCAUUAUUCGGCCAGAUGAGUUGUAGAUUUACAUUUCUCUUCAGUUAUGGAGAUCAAUAGCGUCCUAACUGUUCUGUUUGAAGAAACAGAACAUCCAUUCUCACCUGACUAGCAGGCAUGAAGCAUCUCCUACGUAUACAGUAUAAACGUGUGGUAAAGUAGAUCAAAUGUGCUUAGUCAAUAGCAGCUCUUCAAUUCUCU